CUAGUUGAUAAACAUUGAUUCGAUCAGUCGCGAGACGAUCGUGUUCACCGGCAGUUCAUUUAUCAAUAGCGGUCUAUCAUGUUUCGGUCUAUCUUUCUGCUGAUCUCCCUUGCCAGCAAUCUCGUUCUUGGUCAAAACCCUGAUCCUGCGGUUCAAAAAGCGUGCACUCUAUUCAAAAAGCAUGUUUUCGAGGAACGGGUGGCCAUUAGCUUCUUGUUUCCCAAUGCACCAAUUACAUGGGAAACACUCGAUUCCUGCCAUGGAUCGCGGCCGUUAAUUGUGGACGGAGAUCCGGCAGAGUCCAAGGAAUUUCCUCAUGCAGCUCGUCUUGGCCACAGGAAUGCUAAAAAUGAAACCAAAUGGUUCUGUGGUGGCACAUUGAUCAGCAACCGUCUGGUUCUCACGGCAGCACAUUGUUUCUACACCGAACAUGGAGCAGUCAAUGUCGUUCGAUUGGGAGAACUCUGGUUCGACACCGAUGAGGACGACGCCGAGCCGGAAGACUUUGGUGUAUUGCGCUCCAUAGAGCAUCCGGACUUCAAGGACCUUUACAACGACAUCGGUAUGGUGCGUCUAGAUCGGGCUGUUAACUUCAGCCUGUAUAAGCACCCCGCCUGUUUGCCAUUUGACGACGGAGAGAUCCACGAUAAGUUCAUUGCCAUAGGCUGGGGUCAGAAGGCGCUGGCCCAGGCAGAGUCCAAGAAGCUGCUAAAAGUGGAGCUGCGAAACUACCAUCAACGCUGUCUAGUCACUACGGAAAAGAACGAAGACCUGCCUGAUGGAUUCAAUGCCACCACUCAACUGUGCAUUGGGUCGCCGGACAGCAAGGACACCUGCAACGGAGACUCUGGAGGCCCGGUGCUAGUCUACCAUAAAGACUAUCCAUGCAUGCAGCAUGUAAUGGGGAUCACAUCCACAGGGAUAAGCUGCGACACCCCGGAUGUGCCCAGCGUCUACACAAGGGUCAGCCACUAUCUUAAGUGGAUCAAAGAGGAAAUGGCCAAAGUUACCUGAUGUUUGAAUCUAUAACUAUUAAGAACAGAUUUCUUAGUAAAGCUUUAAUUGCAUGCAUUUUAAAAAUAACUCCCGAUAAUUUGCAUUUGUUUAUUGGAAAGGCAGUCGCUGAAAUUAUUUAAACACUCUCCCAACCGGUUUCCGUGUAAUGUCAAAGCGUGAAAAUGUGUUUUUUGAUGAUUAUAGCUUGUGUCCGUU
This is a messenger RNA of Drosophila bipectinata, 1212 nucleotides long. RefSeq names its product venom protease. NCBI's taxonomy places the organism in Eukaryota, Metazoa, Arthropoda, Insecta, Diptera, Drosophilidae. The record is from RefSeq and is a predicted model, not a curated record. Gene Ontology annotation, molecular function: serine-type endopeptidase activity. Gene Ontology annotation, biological process: proteolysis.